Molecule: messenger RNA, 2045 nt
Organism: Saccostrea echinata
Lineage: Eukaryota; Metazoa; Mollusca; Bivalvia; Ostreida; Ostreidae
Product: coenzyme Q-binding protein COQ10 homolog B, mitochondrial-like
Exons: 5
Coding region: 1-708 (235 amino acids)
Biological process (GO): cellular respiration; ubiquinone biosynthetic process
Cellular component (GO): mitochondrion
Molecular function (GO): ubiquinone binding
Source: RefSeq, a predicted model, not a curated record
AUGGCGACUGUUCGUACUGUCAGUCGUCGAUGUAAUGGUAUGUUUCGUUGUUUACCCAAAAUUACAAAUGAAAGUAUAUCAAAUGGAUGUGCAUUUGAAAACAAAUCUUCAUUUCUACAAGAGCACCAAUUCAAACCAAUUCAACCAUCCCAUAUAACACAGAGUCACCGAUAUUUAUUUCAAAUACCAAAAAUAACAAAUCCGCUUGCAAAGGGAAAGAAACAGGAAUAUUCAGAAAGAAGACUACUAGGAUACAGUAUGGAUCAGAUGUACACAGUAGUAGCAGAUGUCCAGCAUUAUAAAGAGUUUGUGCCAUGGUGCAAGGAAUCCAUAAAAUUUGAUGAACGACCUGGAUACUGCAAAUGUAAAUUAGAGGUGGGGUUUCCCCCUCUUGUAGAACGAUACACAUCAAUUGUAACUUUAGCCAAACCAAAUUUAGUAAGGUCUGAGUGUACAGAUGGAAAGUUGUUCAAUCAUAUGUUGACAGUCUGGAGAUUUCGCCCUGGACUGCCAGAAAACCCCAACACAUGUAUUUUAGAUUUCUCUGUAGCUUUUGAAUUCCGUUAUGCCAUACACUCCCAUCUGACACAGAUGUUCUUUGAUGAAGUUACGAAAACAAUGGUGAAUGCGUUCCUAAAGAGAGCUAAAAAAAUAUAUGGACCAGAGACAAUACCCAGCAAACAACUCAAAGUGUUUGUCUCUAGUUGAUGAAGGCUUAAAAUAGGCAUCAAUUUGAUUUCAGCAGUGCUAUUUAAUGUUGUUUAAGAAUGGAACCGGUUUUGCAUGAAGGAUACAUAGCUGGCCAGAUGUUAAGUUUUUUUUAUCCAUUAUUUUUUUCAGCUAUUUAUUAUUUGGCUGUUGUUUUUUUUAUUAUUAUUAUUUUAGCUUAUAGGAAGAAAACAAUUCUUUUUAAUUAUCUGAGUGUGAAAGUUAUAAUGGAAAACCAGUUGACAAAAUUUUCUUUUACUGUUUUGGGGAUAAGACUGAGUUUUUUAUUGAAGAAAUGGGGGGGGAGGGGAUAAAACUUUUAGUUUAAUUUCACAGACACUAGAAAGAUUUUUUUUUCAUACCACAAAUAAUAAUUACUCCUACUUAUUAGGUAUGAGAUUUUUUUUUUCUUUUGAUAUGACAAAACUAUGACAUCAAGUGGCUGUGUUUUAUUUAUAUAAAAUGUUUCCUUCUGUAAAGUUCUAUAUAAAGAAUGUCUCAGUAUAUCCAUUGAACCAGAUGGAAUCCCUCUUUUAAGCUCACCUGAGCUGACAGCUUCAAGUAAGCUUUCUGAUCAUAUUUUCUCCACUGUCCAUCAGUCCAUCCAUUUGUAAACGUUGAACAUUUUCGAUUUCUUCUAGAGAAUGACAGGACCAAUGCCAACCAAACCUGAAACAAUUUAAAAUCUUUCUCAGAAAUAGCAAUGCCAUGAUUAUUGAUAUUUAUAUAAGAGCAUUCCCAGAUAGUGAAAGAUUCCAGUUUGUUCAAAUCAUAGCCCUCAGGGGUAUGGUGGGUCACGAUAGGGGAUCAAAGUUUUACAUUUGACUAUAUUUGUUUUGAUUAAAAAUCAUAUUACAUUUGAGCUAGAGUGAGUCCACAAUAUGAGGUCAUAUUUUUUUCAUGGGAAUGAAUAAUGAAAAAAAAAACUUCCUAAGAACAACAAGGCCAAGGUGACUCGGGUGAGCAUUGUGACCCAUGGGCUUUUUUUUUUUUUUUAACAUUACUAGAUUUAUUUUUGUAACAUUACUUUAUAUAACUUUCUUUUUUAAUAAUGACAGAUUUUUUUUUUAUGAAAGUACCCAAAAGCUUGGGUAAUUUUUAGCAUCAAGAGUCUUUCAGUGUCCUCUACAUAGAGAUAAAUCAGUGAUUUUUAUUCCCCAAUAAGUUUGAUAUAUAAACAGCACAAGUACAUGUUAUGUUGUUGUCACAGCAACAUCAAGUAAAUGUGAACUUGUUUUUUUUAUUCCUUUGUCUUUUGUGAGACAAUAUAUAUGUAAAGUACAUCUGCAUUUAUUGUUGACAGAUAAUUAUUUAAGUUUUAUAAAUAAAUUCAUCAU